GCAUAAAACGAAAAAAGUUUUUUAACGAUGACCUCCUACAAAGGAAAAUUAUUCAACUAUAACGGCAGGCGUUAAGCGACGUGGGCGAUAUUCGCCUGAUGAAAAAUAUGGUUUAACACCCAGACUAAAACCUCUUGUAGUUGCGAUGGUAAAUUGAACACAAGAAGACAUCAGAUAAUUAUAAAACAUUAUUUUGUCGACCGAAGAUUCGUAAACAUUCUUGCUUGGCUGUUUUAUUUUUCUUAUCGAUUUUGAUCGUUGUAAGCGAUCAAUUAAGCCACAUCGGCCACAUCAGUAUGUUACAAAAUCUUUCAAUAUUAUCUCGAGUAUGUCACGACUUCAUGGAUAGACCAACACCAACAUACAAUCGUCCUGGCAGUGUUCAAGCAUUUCCAAACUCGGACGUCCACUUUGUUGAAGGGGACCAAUCAACAAUGUACUCGAAUGGUCCAGGUUCAUUCUCAUAUGCUGAUAAUAGCAUGUUUGGACAACAAGGACCUCCUGCUACCGCUUACAUGGAUGGUAACCAACAUCAAGCAACCUAUACAACUUCUACUAUUGAAUCUCCUACCAUGGUACCUGGUAGUCAAGGACAAGUUAUCACAUAUCAACAUGCUACUGGUCUAACUCCUCAAAUGGCCAGUCGGACUCCACUAACCCAUACAACUAGAACUUCACCUGCAACGGUUUCGUGGUUACUGGAGAAUUACGAGACUUCAGAAGGUGUUAGUUUACCUCGGAGUACACUCUACAAUCAUUAUUUACAACAUUGUCAGGUCAACAAACUUGAUGCUGUAAAUGCUGCAAGUUUUGGCAAACUCAUACGUUCCGUGUUUGUCGGUCUUAAAACACGAAGACUGGGAACUAGGGGCAACUCAAAGUAUCAUUACUACGGUAUACGCAUUAAACUAAACUCUCCACUCAACGCUCUUGUUGAUAAUGAUAUUCCUGGAGCCAUGCGUCAAUCACCGUCUACUCAUAAAAGUAAGUUGAAACUAACUGCGAAAAUUGAGAAUGAUUCAUUUGGAGAAGAACAGACUAAAGUUACGGAUGACUCACAACAAAACAAAAAUCAACAAGAACAACAUCAACAAUAUUUGGGUGAUACUUCGCAAGGCCUGCCUCAUUUUAAACCAGUUGAAAUUACAGAGCCUUUACCUGAUGGAAUAAGCAGUUCAGAUAUAGACAUCUUUUCUCAAAUGUAUCAUGAACACUGUCAGGCAAUUUUGGACGUCGUUGUUAAUUUACAAUUUUCAAUGGUCGAAGCGUUAUGGCAUACAUUUUGGCGUGCUCCCUUAUUGGAAGAUGAAUCAAAACAGGAUUCACAAACUCCAUGUCAAGAUAUGGAAGAACGACUUCCUAAAAGCAAGUUAACAUUACUGUGUAAUUAUGAACCUGUGUUGGAAUUCGUUAAAAACGCUGAUCAUGUUCUAUAUCAGAUUUUGGUUGAAACUUUGAUACCAAAUGUAUUACGACCAAUACCAGGUUCGUUAACGUCAGCCAUUAGAAACUACGCAAAAUGUCUCGAAUCGUGGCUUGGUGGUGGUCUUGCAGAUGUACCCCAUAAAAUGGUUGAACUUAAGAUUUCAACAUGCAGUGCAUUCUCUCAAACUUUACGACGGUAUACGUCGCUAAACCAUCUUGCUCAAGCUGCUCGCGCUGUACUUCAAAACCCACAACAGAUCAGUCAAAUGUUGGCUGAUUUGAAUCGUGUAGAUUUUGUCAAUGUUCAGGAGCAAGCGUCUUGGGUUUGCCAAUGUGAUGAUGACGUUGUCAAUCAGUUGGAAGCUGAUUUUAAAGAAACUUUGUCUGAACAAAACUCUCUUGAGAAAUGGGCAGAAUGGCUCGAAAGUGUUGUGAAUAAAGUGCUUGCUUCUACGGAAGGCACACCUUCAUAUCCUAAAGCUGCUCGACAGUUUUUAUUAAAAUGGUCAUUUUAUAGUUCAAUGGUCAUUCGUGAUCUUACUUUACGUAGUGCUGCUAGUUUUGGAUCAUUUCAUUUAAUUCGUCUUCUCUAUGAUGAGUAUAUGUUUUAUUUGAUUGAACAUAAAGUAGCCGCAGCUACUGGAAAAUCACCUAUCGCAGUCAUGGGCGAGUUUGUCGGUUUUGGCAAUAAACUGGCUUUGUCAUUAAAUCCUCUUGAUCAACUCAGACAAAACGGCCUUGCUGGUAGUGAAUCAGAAGUACCUUCAGAUAAUGAUUGCAGUGAUCUUAUGCGGUCGGGUGAUCUUCCUACAACUGAUGAACCAGACAAGAAAAAACAGAAGACGAACUAGUAACAUUGUAAAAUAUUACAUCAACAUCAUUCAUUGCUGUUUGUUCAGCAUUCUGCCCUAUAGUUUCAUCUUUUCGUGAUGUAUUUUGUGGAACUGUGUUGCUUUCAACUACUCUCAAUUGGUACAGUAACAUGAAUGGUCACAGUUAUUCAUAAAAUUCAUAAAUACGUAUUGCUCUUGCUUUUCGUAGUUUUACUUUCGACGAUUUUAUUGCUAAGUUCUAUCCUGACCUGAAAUUUGGGUUGUCGGAUUUUGAUUAUCAUUCGCGGAUUUUGUUUGAAAUCUUGUUUUUUACUUGUAGUCGUAAGGCCGUUGAUAGUUUUCAAUUGUAGAAGUAAAUAUUAGAAAAUUAGUUGUUUCAAAAAUUGAGUGUUGUCAUCUGCAAUUACAUUUCCUUAUCUAUUUA
Molecule: messenger RNA, 2682 nt
Organism: Xenia sp. Carnegie-2017
Lineage: Eukaryota; Metazoa; Cnidaria; Anthozoa; Malacalcyonacea; Xeniidae
Product: transcription factor RFX3-like
Exons: 16
Coding region: 297-2276 (659 amino acids)
Biological process (GO): regulation of transcription by RNA polymerase II
Molecular function (GO): RNA polymerase II cis-regulatory region sequence-specific DNA binding; DNA-binding transcription factor activity, RNA polymerase II-specific
Source: RefSeq, a predicted model, not a curated record